This is a messenger RNA of Fragaria vesca subsp. vesca, 1051 nucleotides long. Its product is annotated as endo-1,3;1,4-beta-D-glucanase-like. The record is from RefSeq and is a predicted model, not a curated record. Gene Ontology annotation, molecular function: hydrolase activity. NCBI's taxonomy places the organism in Eukaryota, Viridiplantae, Streptophyta, Magnoliopsida, Rosales, Rosaceae. The coding region runs from base 85 to 801 and encodes 238 amino acids. The transcript has 7 exons.
ACUGUGCUCUUGUAUCUUCCAUUAUCAUAAGUUCAUAUUGAUCUCUUCAAAAUUGAGCUAGUAUUACACUGUCUGUAAUAAGCCAUGUCUGGUCCUCAGUGCUGUGAGAACCCACCGAGCCUUUGCUCAACCUGCGGUGCUGGAUCAGUCACUGAAAUUGGAGGCUUGAAGGCCUAUGUUACUGGCCCUUCUGAUUCCAAGCUUGCCGUUCUCCUUGUUUCUGAUAUCUUUGGAUUUGAAGCACCAAACUUCAGGAAACUUGCAGACAAAACUGCAAGAGUUGGCGGAUUCCAUGUUGUGGUUCCGGACUUCUUUUAUGGAGAUCCAUUCAUUCCUGAGAAAACUGAGAGGCUUGUGUGGCUACAGUCUCAUGGGACAGACAAAGGGUUUGAAGAUGCUAAAGUCGUAAUUGCUGCUCUAAGGAACAAAGGGAUAUCCACAAUAGGAGCUGCAGGGUUCUGUUGGGGCGGCAAGGUAGUUGUGGAGCUAUCAAAGUCUGAUUGCAUUCAGGCUGCAGUGUUGUUACACCCUUCUCGUGUCACUGUUGAUGAUAUUAAAGAGGUCAAGGCUCCAAUAGCCGUAUUGGGUGCUGAGUUUGACAAGAUCUCUCCACCUGAACUCCUGAAACAGUUUGAGGAGGUUUUGUCAACAAAGCCUGAUGUUAGUGGCUAUGUGAAAAUAUUUCCUGGUGUUCCGCAUGGAUGGGCGGUCAGAUAUAAAGAUGACGAUGAGACUGCUGUGAAACUUGCUAAUGAAGCUCAUCAAGAUAUGCUGGAUUGGUUUACCAAGUAUGUGCAGUGACCUUGUGGGCUAUGAGAUAUGCUCACCAUCAUAUGUAUGCUUAAAGCAGCAACUUAGCAUAGAAUCAGUUCUCAAUAAAUUAAAGAAUACAUGGUGGGCAAGAAAAGUACGAGGAAUGUAUGCAUUUUACAUGCUCCCUAAAUGCAUUUGGGCAUAAAUUAGGGGAAAUGACAUUAGUGCUCCAGUUGCAUCCAUGCAUCAAUUUUCAUUGUAUCUUGCAUCAUGUGUCUUACAUUAUUCUGAAAGUUUG